This is a messenger RNA of Capra hircus (goat), 7179 nucleotides long. It is a transcript of the gene SYNE3, whose product is annotated as spectrin repeat containing nuclear envelope family member 3. The record is from RefSeq and is a predicted model, not a curated record. Lineage: Eukaryota; Metazoa; Chordata; Mammalia; Artiodactyla; Bovidae. Gene Ontology annotation, biological process: nuclear migration. Gene Ontology annotation, molecular function: actin filament binding. Gene Ontology annotation, cellular component: meiotic nuclear membrane microtubule tethering complex; cytoplasm; nuclear outer membrane. Bases 1900 to 4887 code for a protein of 995 amino acids. The transcript has 18 exons.
AUCCUAGUUUCGUGUUUUCUCUGCUGCACCACUUGGCACCUAUAAAGGUUUCUUGAACAAACGAAGGGCGCUGAAUACACAGAGCAGAGAUUCAUUCAUUCACUCACCACCUCCUUGCUGAGCGCCUACUACACACCAGAUGCUAUGCUAGACAGAGGGAUGGAAGAAUGGACACAACUGGAUAUUUUGCUCUGAUGGAACUUACAUUCUAGUAGGUUCUAGAAUCAUCAACCUUCAACCAGCAAGCAGUAAGUAAACAGACCCUAUCAGGAGGUCACCUGCUGUGAACAAGAUGCAAAGGAGAAGCGGCAUCACCCAGCCCUGGGCAGCUGCUGGUGGGCUGGAGGCCGCAGGUCCGUGGAGGGGAAGUGGUUCAGGCUCAGCAUGUGUGGCUUGCCUCCCAUGGACGCAGAAAGGAUGCACCUUCCCCUGGGUGGUGGCAGCCCUACUGUUGAGUGUGGUCAACUCAGGAGGGUAGCAUUUGCCUUUCAUGCAAACCUGGUAGGCUAUCAGUCCGUGUAAGAAAAUCCACUAAAGGGGACUUCCCUGUUGGUCCAAUGGUUUAGAAUCCACCUAGCAGCGCAGAGGAUGUGGGUUUGAUUCCUGGUCGGGGAACCAAGGUACCACUUGCUGUGGAGCAGCUAAGCCCGAGAGCCACAGCUAGAGAGUCCAUGCACUGCAACAGAAAAAUCCCACAUAUGAAACGAAGAUCCUGACUGCCGCCCUAAGACCCGAUGCAACCGAAGAAAUAAGUAAACGUCCAAAAGGAAAAAAGGAAAAAAAAUCUACCAAAGCUAGCAUUGUGCAAGAGGAAGGAAACGCAGUGUAGAAGGCCACGUGGUGUUUUUGUGCCUGGUGGGGGAAGCCCCGUAUGUCUGCUCUGGGCCCUUGCGGUGGGAGUGUAAAGAGCCAGGCUCACGUGCUGACCGCCCCUCUCCCCCGCUGGGUGGGGGAGCUUGCCUGGCAGCAGGAGGAGGGCCAGGGGUUCUGCUAAGGGAUUGUCAGAGAGCCCAGUUUCUUUUGGGGAGAGGGAUUAAGCCCCCCGCAUCAGGGGCAUAAGGAGGGAGAGAAGUCUGGCACUGCACACCACAGUAGGGUGUUGUCUGCUGGGACUAAUGGGGAGCUCAGCCCCAGACACAGGCCUGUUGGGCGGGAGGAGUGGAGUCCAGGAAUGCCAAGCACCCCUUUCCCGGGAUAAACACUGCUCCAGAGCCCCCCGUGGCUUCUCCCGGGGUGCUGGUAGUUCCUGGUGCUGACGUCCAAGGGGGCACCUCUGCCUCUACAAUGGACCUGGCUAAGCCCUGCAGGUGUGGUGCCCUUUCCCCCAGAGAGUGAGGAAUAAGUGAGUCCCCAAGGCUGAUGCCCUUGGCUUCACAGAAACACGUCGUGAACCUGGCAUCUGAAGCUCUGACAGGAACCGGCCUGUGCUAAUUAUAAUCUGCACAGCCUGCUAACGAUUGACCUUAGACUCCAGGGAGGCGAAGGCUCCUGGAGGAAGGUCUCAGGGUGCUCUGAGGCAUCCGGACGCAAGGCAGGGGUUCGUGGUGCAGAGGAUGGGCUCUUCUGGACUCUUCAGCGGACACCACCUUGCAGCUCCGGCAGAAGGGAGACAGUUCUAAACUCCCGGGCUCUGCUGAAGGACUGUUGGGGAGAAUGAGGCAGCCCGAUUGCCUUCUGUGUGACCUUGGGCAGGUCAUGUAAGGACCUUGAUUUCUUUAUGUAAAGAAGACCGUCAUUCUUACUUAAGAGGAGUUGGGAGACCUCCAUGAGCUGUGUGCGAACGCCUGGCACAGGGACUUACACCUGGAAGAUGCUCAACAGUGUUAGUUCUCAGCCUGUUACUCUCUGAAAAAAUCCUGGAGGGCUUCCUGGAGGUAGUGAUGUGGAGCUGAUGAGUGAAUGCCGGCAGGCAAAGAAGAGCACCGAGGGGAGAGGCCGCAUGCCCCUGCAGGUGCCAUGACUCAGCAGCCCCAGGAGGGCUUUGACAGGAGCGUGGAGGACGCCCGCCAGUGGAUGAGGGCUGUGCAGGAGCGGCUACAGAUCAAUGACAACACCCAGGGGCCCCGCACGGCGCUGGAGGCCAGGCUGCGGGAGACCGAGAAAAUAUGCCAGCUGGAGCCAGAGGGCCGCGUGAAGGUGGAUGUGGUGCUGCAGGCUGCCGAAGCCCUUCUGGCAUGCUGCCACGAGGACCAGAAGCCCGAGAUCCUGGCUCGGCUGAGAGACAUCAAGGCCCAGUGGGAGGAGACGGUCACCUACAUGACCCACUGUCACAGCCGCAUCGAGUGGGUGUGGCUGCACUGGAGUGAGUACCUGCUGGCCCGGGAUGAAUUCUACCGCUGGUUCCAGAAGAUGACCGUGGCGCUUGCGCCCCCCGUGGAGCUGCAGCCCAGCCUGAAGGAGAAGCAGUGGCAGCUGAGCCACGCCCAGGUGCUGCUGAACAACGCGGACCACCAGGCAGUGCUCCUGGACCGGCUGCUGGAGGAGGCGGCCUCCCUGUUCAAUAGGAUCGGGGACCCCAGCGUGGACGAAGAUGCCCAGCAGCAGAUGAAGGCUGAGUAUGACGCCGUGAAGGCGAAAGCCCAGGACAGAGUGGACCUGCUGGAGCAGGUGACCCGUGAGCAUGAGCGUUUCCAGGAGAGCGUGGACGAGUUCCAGCUGUGGCUGAAGGCGGUGGUGGAGCGGGUGCAUGGCUGCAUGGGGCGGAAGUGCCGGCUGAGCACCCAGGACCGUCUCUCGGCUCUGCAGGGCAUUGCCGAUGAUUUUCCUAAGGGUGAAGAGUCCUUGAAGAGGCUGGAGGAGCAGGCCGUGGGGGUCACCCAGAACACCUCUCCUCUGGGUGCAGAGAAGAUCACCAGAGACCUGGAGGAGAUGCGGGACGUUCUGGAGAAGCUGCGUGGGCUCUGGGAGGAGGAGGAGGGAAGGUUGCGGGACCUAGUCAAGUCUAAGGGAGCCUGUGAGCAGCAGAGGGGGCAGCUGGAGGCCGAGCUGGCAGAAUUCAGGAAGGACCUUCAAAGGCUGGCAGAGGAGGGCCUGGGGACCACAGCCAAGGCAGCGACCGAGGAUGAGCUGGUGGCCCACUGGAGACUCUACUCGGCGACCCGGGCGGCGCUGGGUGCAGAGGAGCUGCGGGUGGACCGGCUGCAGGCCCAGCUGAAGGAGCUCAUCGUCUCUCCCCAGGACCCGCAGCCACUCUCAGACAGCGUGGUUGCUGCCAUCCAGGAGUACCAGAGAAUGAAGGCCAAGAGCAGCAGGCUGCGCAACGCCGCAGCCGCAGAGCUGUGGCAGCGUUUCCAGCGGCACCCCCAGAACCUGCAGCUGUGGAGGGAGCUGGCCCAGAGACUCCUGGAUGUCACCGCCAGCCUGCCAGACCCACCCUCCAUCCACACCUUCCUGCCGCAGAUCGAGGCGGCCCUGAUGGAGAGCUCCCGCCUGAAGGAGCAGCUGACGAUGCUGCAGCUGAAGAAAGACCUGCUGGGCAGCAUCUUUGGCCAGGAGAGAGCCACGGCCCUGCUGGAGCAGGUGGCGACUUCCGUGAGGGACAGAGACUUGCUGCACAACCGCCUUCUGCAGAGGAAGAGCAAACUGCAGAGCUUACUUGCUCAGCAUAAAGAUUUUGGGGCGACUUUCGAGCCUCUGCAGAAAAAGCUCUCAGACCUCCAAAUCCGGGUCCAAGCCGAGAAUGGGCUUCGGCGGGACCUUCCUGAGAAACAGGCCCAGCUUCUGAGGUUGCAGGGGCUGCAGGAGGAGGGGAUGGACCUGGGGUCUCAGGUGGAGGCCAUGAGGCCCCUCUUCCAGGGGAACCCUAACCACCAGCACAAAAUGGACCAGCUUUCCGCCGCCCACCAGGCCCUGCAGAGGUCUCUGGAGGACCUCCUGGAAGGACGCCAGCAGAGCCUGCGGGAACAUUGCACCUUCAACCACGAUCUGCUGAAGCUGCGGCAGUGGAUCUCUGUGAUGACACAGAAGCUGGAGGCUUACCGUGGGGACACGGGCCCAUGGGAUGCCCAGUCCCGGGAGGCUGAGGUUGAGAGGCUGCUGGCUGAAUUCCCGGAGAAGGAAGCCCAGCUGCCCGUGAUGGAAGCGCUCGGCCGGCUGGUGAUGGAGGCGUCUUCUCUGGAGGGAGCUGCUGUGGUCCAAGGGGAGCUGGAGGAGCUGACCAAGUCAUGGAGGGCCUUGAGGCAGCUGGAGGAGAGCCUGCUGAGCCUCAUCAGAAACCGGCAGCUGCAGAGGACGACAGAAGUGGAUUCAGGGAAGAAAAUGAUUUUCACCAAUAACAUCCCAAAGUCUGGGUUUCUCAUCCUCCCCACGGAUCUUACUUCCCGGCAUCGCCGUCAGGCAGGUCUGCUCAGGGAGGAAGGAGGCAGCCAUGAGGAUUAUCCCCAGUCCCUGAGGAACUUUGAGGACUGGUUGCAGAAGGAAAAUUCCAAGCUGGUUAGGAUCAUUGCCAUGAAAACUCCCACCACCGAGGACUUGAGGAUCAGAGCAACAAAGCUGCAGGAGCUGGAGGCUCGAAUACCAGAAGGUCAGCAUCUCUUCAAAAACCUCCUUCGUCUCAGGCCAGCCAGCAGGUCCUCGGACGAGCUAGAGGACCUACGCUACCGGUGGAUGCUCUACAAGUCCAAGCUCAAGGACUCCAGCCACCUGCUGACGCAGAGUCCUCCAGGGGAGCCGACUGGAUUCCGAAAGGCCGCGCAGUGGCGAGGGCUCGGCUCUCUCUGCCGGAAGGUGUGCCGUGUGGCGCUCCCCCUGCAGCUGCUGCUCCUGCUCUUCCUGCUGCUGCUCUUCCUGCUCCCGGUCGGGGACGAGAACCGCAGCUGCUUCCUGGCCAACAACUUCGCCCGCUCCCUCACGCUCAUGCUCCGCUACGACGGCCCUCCGCCCACCUAGCCCUCUUCCCCCACCAGGGGCACUCAGGGGAUGCUCUUCUCCAAACUUCCAGCUGCCCCAGCCUCCUCUGGAGGAUGCUGGGGGACCUGGAAACAGAGGCAGGCCAGAGCCUGCUGGGCUGCAUCCAUGUAAAUACUAUAUCGAUAUUCUCAGAACAAAAUUACUUUUUUAUACAGCAUUGUCUCAGUCUAUUUAUACUAAAUGUGUACUACGUGUGACUUAGGGGAUAAUGCAUAGCCAUUUUUUUAAUAUGCUCUGUAUGUAAAUGCUCAGUAUGUAUCAUUUCACAUAUGACCUCUAUUUGUCAUUGGGAAAAUUCCCAACAGUGUUUUUGUCCAGUGGGAUCUUGUAGCAUUUUGGCCUUGGUCUGCAGUCAGCCCUGGAAAGCAGGGACAAGAACGUGUCGCUUGUAUGGCCAUCUCCUAUCCAGAAACCAAGCCCCACGUCCAGAUGUUCGUGAAGAGGACUCUGAGCCGUUGACGCAGAAGAACAGCGCUGGCGCUCGCUCAGAGCCCAGUGACUCUCGGUCUAGGCACAGUCAGAACAGCCAUGCUCAUCUAGACUUCAGAAUGACCACAGACUAGAUGCUGUGGGUGAGAAGCAGAAAAAGGGCUGAUUCUGGGCUGGCCCAGACGCAGCAGUGAAAAAUGGCAAGUGACAGAGUGAAAUUAAUGGAGGAAAGAAGAACUCCAAGGAGCACACCCAGAGCCAAGAAAAGCACAGCAGGGGGACCUUGGGGAGCGUGAAUAGCCCAGACAGUGAGGAAGGUCCAUGGUCUGAGUCUUCAGGGAGUGGUUAGGUCACGCUGCCCAUGUUCUCUGCUCUGCUUGGGAAUAAAAUGAAGGAGAAGGAGCCUGUUGUUAAGAUUCCCACGUGGAAGGAUAAGCACGCUGUCUGUAGCGCCCAGGUGCCUGAUAGUGCCGGAAAGAUGUGUUACCUCUGUUGCACCGAGGCUGAGUUUUUCAUCAUCUAUGGCUCCGGCUGAAGGGACAGAGGGAAGCAUCUGACCCACCAGGGACCAGAGCUCGGGGGUCCAAGACAGAGAGGAGGGGUCAUCUGCAGAGCUCAGCCAGCCUGGAGGGCUCUCUCCUUCUCCCAGAAGGGACUUUGGAGAAAGCUGGGUCCUCUGAGCCACGAAUGUCCCACACAGGUCCCCACAAGGGACCCAGAGUCCAGGUGCCCCAAACCAGGCCCUCUCUGUAAGAGCUUGGCAGUUGGGCCCAUGAGCCACCUGGGCCUUGAGGCUGGAAAUAUUGAAUUGGCCAAAAAGUUCAUUCGGGUUGUCUGUACCAUCUAAUGGAAAAACCCGAACGAACUUUUGGGCCAACCUAAUACAUCCCUUCCUCCCCCAGGGAAUUCUGGAACGGUUCCUAAGUGUUUCAUCACUGGAUCCUAUUUUCCCCAAAUCAACACUAAAGUUUCCUUUUUUAAAAAAUGCUUAGUGCCCACUCUUCACCAAUUGAUUUUGUCUGUUCAGCUAUGCAUCAGAGACCAAGAGGGUCCUCAGGCCUUUGAAAUCAGUGUCACAGACCCAGAAAGGCCUUUAAACAGAGGGGAAGCUGAAGACCCCGGAGGGUCCAGGCCCCCAUCACUGUGCUCCCCUCCCCCACACUGCCCUCUGGGCCUCAGAGGCCCAGCCUGCUCAGGGCUCUCGGCCCAGUGACUCAGGCUCCGUAUAACUGGGAAGAGCUGGACACUCACGGGGCAGGAAAGUAGGGUUGCAGAGAGGAGCCCUCCAGGCCGACGUAGAAAGCGAGCUUUCCUCCAGAUAUUCAGAGACCAAGCCACAAGGCUAUUCUCCACAGGUGGUGGCCUUCCUGGAAAAUCUGGGGCUGCGUGAACCAAAGACCUCAGGCCCAGGCGGCUGAGCCCAGAUGCUCACUGGGUUGAGUCGGUCCAGCCUGAGAAGGUCAGCGCUGUGGCAGGACCUUUGAACAUCUCCAGGCAGGCGGAGGCCCGGAGAGGGGAAGUAACUUACCCAGAGUCACACAGCGGCGGCAGCUAAGGCCAGAGCUGAUCCCGGUCGCUGCUGCCUCUGGGUGGUACCCGACUCGCUGUUGCGCCCCACCAAAUCUGUAACUUCAAACAGGCUUGAGUGACAUGAAUUCAGUUGGGUCACAUGUCCUAUGUGUCAGGGAGGGAGAAUCUGUAAUGUGUGGGCUGGCGGGAGGAAAUGAACGUAUAUUUUUUAAACUUUGAUACCAUAGAGCUUGUUUGCAUAACUUUUUUUUUAAAAAAAGAGAAUUGAUAUUUUCAUUACUUUCAUAUAAAGACAGUUGUGAUAUGACAUAA